UGAUCACAGAGCCAGAUUGGAUUAGUGAAACCUAUUUACCAGAAGUUCAGAGCGGUUGCAUGAAGCUGAAAGGCAGUCAGUAGGGAGAGGUGGAAAAUGCACCAGAUUUACAGCUGCAGCGACGAAAAUUUAGAAGUUUUCACCACUGUGAUUUCAUCCAAAUCAUGUAGUCCUGCCCGAAGACGAGGCAAAGCUACGCAGCACAUCCUGACAAAGAGUGUGGUGGCCAUAUCGGAGCGCCAGCCCCAGCAGGGCGAGCUCCUGCAGGUGCUGUACGAGGCGAGGGGCGAGGAGGAGGCGCGGGGCGUGGGCUGCCUGCAGGGCGGGCAGCGGGGAGCCUGCCCCGCCAAGGGCGCUGCCCAGCACGUGGGAAUUACUGAACGAGAGUCAUCCAAGUCCUAUAAUCACCUGUUGGACGGAAAAUCCUUGAUUCCUCCAUCUCCAGUUGCCCAUAUCACAGUGAAAGCUGUGGCUGUCACAGGCUCGCCCACACGCAACCACGCUUCUGUGGAAGACCACAGGCAGCGCUGGAGGAAGACAACAGAGUAUGACCUGGCCCUGCCUCCAGGGGCAGAAGCUUCCCUACCGCUGACAGGAGGCAACCUGUGCGGGACACCCAGCCUCCUGAGGAAGAUGUGGAUGAAGCACAAGAAGAAGUCAGAGUACCUGGGGGCAACAAACAGUGCCUUUGAGGCGGACUGAUAAGGCUCAGCAUCACUUGGAAAGGCAGAAGGUCCUUCAGCAGGACAAGGUAUUUUUAGGAUCCAUGAGGGAACAGAUGCAGCACAGCUCAUCCAGGAAAAUUAUAUCCUCUUCUUACUUGAUGCCAUUGCCUCAGAACAGUGGGAGAAAGGCUAACUAAGGUAAAAAUGGUGAACAUGAUGCAGCUCAAUGGCCUUUCCUUGUUGCAUUACACUAAAAUCCCAACUAUCCCACUAGAUUUACAUCUUGACACAAUGAUGCUGAGACUACUGCUGACCCAUUCACCAUUUUCUAUGUCCUGUCUGAAUGAGCUCAGACUUGCACAAGAAAAGCCUGCCAAGAGGUUUGUGUAUUCCUGCAAGGCAACAGGUUGAUUACAGAGUGCCAUUAAAUCCCAGGGAUCUACCA
This is a messenger RNA of Corvus hawaiiensis (hawaiian crow), 1110 nucleotides long. It is a transcript of the gene VXN, whose product is annotated as vexin. Lineage: Eukaryota; Metazoa; Chordata; Aves; Passeriformes; Corvidae. The record is from RefSeq and is a predicted model, not a curated record. The transcript is spliced from 6 exons. Bases 97 to 702 code for a protein of 201 amino acids. Gene Ontology annotation, biological process: neuron differentiation; neurogenesis.